Eimeria tenella is the source of this 3471-nucleotide messenger RNA. RefSeq names its product Dynein 1-beta heavy chain, flagellar inner arm (IC), related. The record is from RefSeq and is a predicted model, not a curated record. Gene Ontology annotation, biological process: microtubule-based movement. Gene Ontology annotation, molecular function: minus-end-directed microtubule motor activity; dynein light intermediate chain binding; dynein intermediate chain binding. The coding region runs from base 1 to 3471 and encodes 1156 amino acids. Gene Ontology annotation, cellular component: dynein complex; axoneme. The transcript is spliced from 15 exons. Lineage: Eukaryota; Apicomplexa; Conoidasida; Eucoccidiorida; Eimeriidae.
AUGGACGAAGCACACAAACAAUGGCAUGAAAGCCUCCGAGUUUUCGAGGACAAGCUGAUUGACGAAGAAGAAAAGCACUACCUGCAGCACAUAAGGCUAAAACAAAUAAUAGAAGACACUUUCCCGGACUUCUCAGAGCAUGCGCUGAGAGAUCCUAUUGUGUGGACGGAAUUUGAGAGCGCUCUAAAGCUCAUCGAAGCUGAAGAAAAAGCCGACAGCCCCGAUAGGACUUACGACGAUCAUGCUUCCUUUGAGGAAAUCCGACCGCUGCUUGAGCGACUCUUGGAGCUUCACAACUUUGAUCGGAAGCCUAUGCACUUGGUCAUGUUUGAGGACAUCAUGGCUCAUCUAGCGCGUGUCCACAGAAUGAUAAGAAUGGAAAGAGGCCACGGGUUGCUCAUUGGAAUUGGCGGCUCCGGCAAACGAAGCGUUGCCACCCUCGCAAUAUUCAUUUCUGGCUAUAAUCAUUUCCUUCUUUCGCCGAUGAGGUCUUACGGGGAAGCUGACUUCAAGGAGGACCUUCGCAAGCUGAUAACAAUGGCAGUGACAGAGCGGCAAUGCCUCCUAUUUUCAGAUGCAGACAUCAAGCUUGAAUGCUUCUUAGAAUAUAUAAACAACAUUUUGACUAUCGGCACAAUACCAGCUCUUUUCGCUGAUGACCAAAAAGAUGCCCUCAUUGCCGCAGUAAGAGCAUCUGCCAAGGAGAACGGGGUUCGCGAGGACUCACUUUGGGAUUAUGCAAUCAACCGAGCGAGGGACAAUGUGCACCUUCUCCUUGCUAUGUCACCAUCUGGAAACGCAUUAAGAAACCGCUGUCGCAGCUUUCCAGGGCUCGUGUCUUGCACAAAUGUGGACUGGUUCCAGCCUUGGCCAGUGUCUGCACUUGCUGCUGUCGCAGCGGUGCUUCUAGAAAAUGAAGAUCUACCUCAAGAAAACCGGGCAGCCAUAGAGCAGCAUAUCGUCAGCGUGCACGACAGUGUGACCACAACAUAUGCCCCGGAAUUUGAGAGAAAAUUCGACCGUGCAACAUUUUCCACACCUAAAAACUACCUCGACUUUCUCAAGACUUACAAGGGCAUGCUGAAGGCAAAGCGUUCUAGCACUGACCAACUGAGUGCUCGGCUAGAAGGAGGAUUGCAGAAGAUGAGCAGUGUCGCCGAGUCAGUCAAGAUAAUGAACGCCCAAGUGGAGCAAAAGAAGGUUAUUGUGGAUGAGAAAAAAAGAAGCAUAGAAGAGCUUAUCUCUUGCAUAAACGAGAAAAGUACCAAAGCUAAUCAAAGGAAAGAUGAGGCCCGUGCCACUGAACGACAGAUAUCUCAGGCAAGCGAAACGCAAUCAACAAAGCGCGCAUCUACGAGUUCAGUCCCCACCAGUAGUGACCAAAUUACGAUAAACCAAGAAAAAGCAAGCGCUGAUGAGGCUUUGGCUGCAGCAAUUCCAGCGUUAGAAGCAGCAGCAAGGGCGCUUGAAAAUCUUGACAAAAAGGACAUUUCCGAAAUAAAGGCUUUCAUGACGCCCCCGAAGCCCGUCAUGAAUGUUUGUAUGUGUGUCGUUGUCCUGCGACCAUUGGGCAAAGAAAAUGAAGCCGAUGGCUGGAACGGCGCCAAGGCUAUGCUGAAUGAUGUCAACUUCCUCAAGAGUUUAAUGGAGUAUCCCAAAGACAAUAUAUCUGAAAGACAAGUGAAAAAGUUGAUGGAGUACUUUAACAAAGAUCCAGAUUCAUUCAGGAGUGAGAAGAUGGCGAAAAUUUCGAAGGCAGGGAACGGGCUGUUGACUUGGGUCAAGGCGAUGAUUCAGUACCACGAAGUGGCAAAGAGCGUCGAGCCAAAACGACGUCUCGUUGCAGAAUUACAGCAAAAGCAGGAGGAGGCUGAGACGAACUUAGCGAGCAUCAGGGAGGAGCUCCGUCAGCUGGAAGAGCAACUUUCUGCCUUGAUGUCAGAACAGAAGGAACAAACGGACAUUUUGCAUGAGGUUGAAGCCGAGGCAAAGGUGAUGGAAAGAAGGCUUACAGCAGCCUGCAAAUUAAUAGAUGGGCUUGAAUCAGAAAGACGUCGCUGGACAGAAGAUCGUGAGGCCUGCAGAGAUACCCGCAUCAAGUUGGUUGGCAGCUGCUUGAUUGGUGCAGCAUUCCUCUCCUAUGCAGGACCCUACACUCUCGAGUUCAGAAACCGAAUGGUGUAUGACCAUUGGGCCGCUGGUGUGAAAGAUUCAGGCAUUCCCAUAAACUGCCCAUUCAAAAUCGAAGGCCUGCUUACAAGUGAAGCAGAUAUUGCUAAGUGGAAUAAGGAAGGGCUGCCGUCUAACGAGAUGUCCAUUCAGAAUGGCAUCCUCACAACCAUGUCUGCCCGCUGGCCGCUCUGCAUAGAUCCUCAGAUGCAGCAGGCCGUGAAGUGGAUACAACAGAGAGAGGAGGAACGCGAUCUCGUGAUAAAGACGUUUGCAGAUGACUACAUGAAGCACCUUGAGCUAGCCAUUCAGUACGGCAAGCCAUUCUUGUUUGAGUCAGUUGAGACUGAAAUCGACCCGUCCAUUGACUCUGUCUUGGAGCGAAGCUUGGCGCUUCAAAACGGACAAAAAGUUGUUACACUGAUGGGAAAACAGGUUGACUGGAAUGACAACUUUUGUUUGUACAUGACGACAAAACUCUCAAAUCCGAAGUUUGGCCCGGAGAUCAUGAACAAGACAAACGUCAUCAACUACCAGGUGACAAUGAGUGGUCUAGCCGAACAGAUGCUUGCCACUGUCGUUGGGAACGAGGUACCAGAGCUAGAAAGCCAGCGUCAGGAACUUGUGCAGCGAAUGAGCGACGGCCGCCUGAUGUUGAAGCAACUCGAGAACUCCCUGCUUCACGAGCUCGCCCACUCUAAAGGAAGUCCUUUAGACAACGAGGACCUAAUCGAGACUCUUCAAAGUACUAAGACAAAGGCUCUGGAGAUUGAGCAAUUCCUUGAAGAUGCAAAGUCAACUGCUGCCAAAAUAGAGGAGAAACGGCAAGAAUUUUACAGCGUUGCCAAGCGAGGGAGCGUCGUAUACUUCAGCAUGGAUGGGAUGAGAAAUUUGUCACCCAUGCUCGAAUACUCUCUCGAUGUCUUUUUACAUACUUUCCAAGUGGCUUUGAAGGAAGCUCGGCCGGAUAGAAUACUAGAAAAUCGGCUAAAAAGCCUGAUGGACAAAGUGACGCAGCUUUCCUAUGACUACAUCAGCCUUGGCUUGUUUGAAAGCCAGAGACUCAUUUUCGCGUUCCAUCUGACAACAAUGAUCAUGCGGCACGAUGGCAAGCUGCCUGAAGAAGAGCUUGACUUCUUUUUGAAGGGAAGCAACACGAUUUCAGAGGAAGAGCCGAAGCCAGAGGAGCUCGCUUGGAUACCGGACAGUGGGUGGAAUGAUCUGUCCAAGCUUGACAAAGUCAGUCAGGUAUUUAAAGGACUUCGGGAAAAUGUCUUGGCCGAACACCAGGUGCGUCAGUAG